Messenger RNA from Adineta steineri, 963 nucleotides. The record is from the annotation of a GenBank genome assembly. Lineage: Eukaryota; Metazoa; Rotifera; Eurotatoria; Adinetida; Adinetidae.
AUGGCAUGCAGACAAAAGUCCAACUGGUCCGCAGAUCCAGUACCAAUUAAACGUCAAAGUUAUUCUUUGAUUAAACGCAAUGCUUGGGCAGAUGAUGAUGAUAAUGAUCGAAUUCUUCAGAAUAAGAGAAACCCUACCUGGCAUUGGUGUUUUAGAUGGUGUAUUGUUGGAUCAUUACUCGUUGGAAUAGGUUUAGCAAUUGUACUUACAUUCUGGUUGACCUCAAAAACAACAGCAACAGAAACAUUAAUUGUAGAAACAUCAUCCUCUGGCUCAUCAAGUAGCUUAUCUGUAUCAACCUCAAUUAUCACUUCAUCAACAACAGCCUCGACAGAAAGGCACACAAUAACAACCACAAUAACGACAACAACAACAACAACAACAACAACAACAACAACAACAAAAACAACGACCACAACAACAACAACAACAACAAAAACAACGACAGUGGCGACAACAACACCAGCAUGCGGCAGUGCUGUCAACAAUCCUUCAGGACAAAUCUUGAAUUUGCCCGCUGGUUCUGCAAAGACCACGUAUACACAAUACAUUUAUGGUUUCAUGGCAAAUCAUUCUUCAGCAACUCUAUCAUUUAUAAUCAAGGGUGAGGGUGGAGAUGGUGCCGUUCACUACUGGCUAUUAGACGAAAUAUCUGUGAAUCAUACAAACGCAAACACAGAUGUUCUAAUUAAUGGUGGUUUUGAAACAGGAAAUUUAAAUGGCUGGACACAAUUUUGUAACACGACUGCCAAUUGUGAUACAAAAUCAACUGGUAAUUAUGCGCAUACCGUAACAAAUUCAUGUUAUACAGGAACAUACUGCGUUUACGAUUCAUGUAAGAAUACUGAUUAUCUGGAACAAUCGUUUUCUACUGUAGUUGGGGAUUACUAUUUUAUAUCAUAUUAUAUCAGAAUCGAACCUGAUUCAGGAGGACCUUUGCAAAUGUAUGUCACAUUAACUUAA